AUCUACUCUGUUCACCUCACAACAACUCUACCCAUAAGCCCUUCCUGGCCUCCCCCAAAGCGAGGGCGUGUUUCCCGUUCCCCGGCUGUACCAUUCGUCACUAAGUGCCGGGGAGAAGAGACUCUGUAACUUUUUCUCUGUGUGGCCGGCCCCCUCCCCAGCCUGCAGCAUCACCGGUACCUGUUGCCAUGGCGACAAGAAGUUAUAUAGAGCGAUGUCUUGAGAGGCCGAAGGACUCACCCGACUUGGGGACUGACCGAAGCCGUGCUCUGAACUGUGUAAUAAGUGCUGCUGAAGAACGACUACUUAUUCCUACGGAAGCGCAGCGGGGACAAUUACCGUAAAACAUGCUCCGUCCCCGGGACCUGAAGCGCAGCUCGGGCACUCGGACCUUCCUGGACGCGAUGCACGGGGGGAAGGUGCACCUGGCGCGCUUCGUGCUGGACGCUUUGGAUCGGAAGAUCGUGAACUCGCCGGCCGGGGAGCAAGGUCGCACUCCGCUCAUGUUCGCCGUGUGUCUGCGGGAGUCCGAGCUCCGCACCAGGUUCAUGCGCCUCCUGCUGGAUAAAGGCGCCGAUGUGAACGCGCAGGACGAGGCGGGACGCACGGCGCUCAGUCUUUCCUGUGAGCUGGGACACCUGGAUGCGGUGAAGAUGCUCGUGCAACACAACGCGGACCCCGAGAUCCCCGACCGAGCAGGGAACAGAGCGCUGAUGUACGCGGCAUCGUGUGGCCGCAGCGCCGAGCUCCACUUCUUGCUCCGCUCCUACAAGCGCUUCGGUCUCCGCCUCGAUGCCAAGAACCGGGCCGGGGUGUCCGCGCUGGAGGCGGCUCGUUUAUCCGGCAACCGGGAGUGUGAGAAGGCGCUGAGCGGCCGCGAGAGCAGCAGACCUGGCAAAGAAGGGGACGGGGCCGGCAGGAGUCCCAAGCCUCUCUCUCGGCAGGUGCUGGAGCGCUUUGCGCGGCCAUUCAGGAAGGCGGAGGAAGAGGAAAGACCCGCCCGCGCGCUACUCAAUCGCUCAACUAGUUGCGCCCCUGCACCCCCCAACCAGCAGCCGCUCCCCUCCUGGAGGCAGAAGUCGCUACCGGAGAAGGAGCUGCUGGAGGUGCCGGGCUCUGCCCUGCUCAGAGCGAACACCUGGGAUGGGCAACAGGCGCCUGGGGGCGGAGCUUCUCAGUGUGGUCGCCUGUUCCGCAGGGUCACAUCGCCCGACUUCUACCAGGGCCUCCCUGCUGGCAUUCUGCCCGGCUACCCCGGGGGCAUGAGGAGGGACAGCAACUGCAGCAGGAGCCAACUCAUCUUGCCCAGCGGCCGCCAGCCUCUUGUCCAGUGAUUGUGGCACCUCAAUAACUUACCCCCAGGCUACGAACUGGCCCCUGAUGGACAAAAGUGUUUCCUAAGAAAUAGGGCUACUGUAUGGGCUACUGUAUGGGCUACUGUAUGGGCUGCAUCUCCCCAUGUUGGACAGUCUCCUGGAGGAGCAACUGAGGGGGGCAGCAAGAAAGUAACCUGAUUAGGGUAGUAUUUACCCUUGGAAACUGCUUCCUGCUAAACAACAUCUGCCCCUAGAGACUCACACAGAAGCUCAUAACCUAUGGCUCUGGCCUGAACAUUGGGUCCAGCCUGUAUAAUUGGGGUUUUUGAUGCAGGAAUAUGUCUUACACCUGCUCUGUAUUUCCCAUUCUUAGACUGUAGAGAUUAAAAUGAUUUUUUUAUCAUCAA
Molecule: messenger RNA, 1723 nt
Organism: Xenopus laevis (African clawed frog)
Lineage: Eukaryota; Metazoa; Chordata; Amphibia; Anura; Pipidae
Gene: ankrd63.L
Product: ankyrin repeat domain 63 L homeolog
Exons: 1
Coding region: 348-1334 (328 amino acids)
Source: RefSeq, a predicted model, not a curated record